AUGGGAGUGGCGGUGGCACCGUUAACACUGCUGGCAGCCAGUGAGCGGAAGAUUUGUAAUCUGUGUCACAGAGCUGCCGUGCCAUUGGCUUCUACGGGGAAGCUGCCGCCAGAGAGUCAGUGAGGCGACAAACUGGGGAUGGUCCCGGGCUGGGUCUCCAUAAUGAGCCGGGCUCAGAGCCGCCUGCUCCGCACUUGACGCAACCCGUCUGAACUUGGCGCGGCUCCACCGCAGUACACUUGGUGACAUUUUGCACAUUUUAGUCGCCGAGACGAAUCUUCAAAGGACGAAUGACACCGGCUCACCUCAUGAUUUCACCCUGCUAAAAGACCCUGCGAGGCACAACAGUUUCUUCAUGGCGUCUCCACAACAGUCAAGAAUUCAGUCGUAUCUGGAAAAGAAUAAAAUCGGACCCUUGUUUGAGGAGUUGAUGACCAAAUUGAUAACUGAGACUCCAGACCAUCCAAUCCCUUUUCUCAUUGAUCACCUGCAGACCAAGCAAGAUAGCCCCGGCAAGCUGCACAGAGCUCUCUCUGGCUCCGCAGCACUGUGGGCGCAGAGCUCCCCAGAAAGCAGAAACACUCGAAGGGAGUACAGCAACUAUGAGAAGCCAUGGCAAAUCCACCCAAAGAAACCGAAAAAAUCCAAGAGCGACCUGGCUGUUUCGAGUAUCUCUCCUCCCUCACCAGAAUCCAAGUCUUUGCCGCGGUCAAUCGAGUGCCCGUCCUGGGAUUGGAGGGAGAGCCGGGACUUUGACGAGCUCAACCACAUUCUGCAGGAGAGCAAGAAGCUGGGCAAGGCCCUGGAGAGUCUGUCGCGCAGCAUUGCCAUCUCAGAUGAGCUCGACCAGAACUUGGGAGGCUAUAACUCAGUGCUGCGCCCUCGGGUGGUGGGGGAGUGGGUUGGUCGGGAAGAAGAGGACGCGGACCCACUAGCUGCUGAGAUGCUGCACCCCCCCAUUCCUCGGGCUAAAACUGAAGUGUGCUGGAGUGGAGACAGCAGCCCUGCUGGAAGCCUAAAGAUGGAAACAAAGAGCAAAGGGCUAAGGGAGCAGCAGCAGCAUCACAAGAAACUCCUGGCCGCGAUGUUGUCCCAGGACUCCUUUGAUUCGGUCCAUAGCUCUGCCCCCUCCGUCGCAGAGGAAGAGAUGGAGGACGAGGACGAUGCCAUGGAGCUUCUGGAGGACCUGGAUGACCUGCGUAUGGAGGGUGUGAUGGGCUUGGCUCCAUCCGGCAGUAAGUUCAGCCAGGGACGCAGCUCCUAUCAUCCUGAACCGCAGGCCAAAGUUACACUCAACAUCUGCUCUAGGUGUGCCAGGUUGCAGGGGGACAGUCUAUCAGACACCAGAUCUGAAGAGGAGCACAGGCCUCACAUAUCUGAACAAGCUGUACCUGACAUCUCCUCUCCAUUGCCCGGGGUGGACACAAUGGCGGGACGUUUGCAGGAAUGCGAGGCCCUGUCUCAAGUGUCAGCCUCUCGUCAGGCUGUCUGGGAGGCUGAUCUGAAGGCUGUGAGAGGUGGGAGCUCUGUCGGGCAGACAGGCCUGCUACUGGGUGACUCCCUCUUUUCUAAAGAGCUGGAGAACAUGGGCAAACAGCUUGCUGAGGUUGAAAAGGACCUGGCCAAGCUGGCAGAAGUAGGGAAAAUGACCACUCGCAGCUCCAAUAAUCCGCACAGUAGUCUGCUCCACACCCCUCUGCGCCACAGAACACUACCCGAUACACUUCCUCUCCCCAGCCUGGUCUCCAGACCCCAGUCUCCAGCUGGCAGCCUCUCAGGCAAGCCCUGUGGUGUGGGCCUCCCCUUGCUCAGCCCCAAGCCAACCUCCCUGGUCAUGAGUCGGACUCAAUCUCCCAGCAACCCUGGGAGCAGGACUCAAACCCCCAGAACGCCCAGCAGGCCCCUGACCCCAAAUAGUUUACUGACACGCUCCACCUUUAACCCUGGAUCUCAUAAAGAGGUGACCUUCAGGAGGUCACGGAGCCGCCCUGUGACACCCACAUGUCAGCCCACACAUCCCCGACCGCUGCUCACCCCUCCUGGACUAAGCACUACAGACAGCCUUGGUGCCAGCCUACGGGCCUAUCUAUCUGAGGAUGAGUUUUACCAGCAGUUACAGGCCAUCAGACAGCCAUGGCAUAUUCCCAGUGACACAGACAGUGACAUCCUGGAGCCUCCUGAACAGGAUAAGAGUGGUGCACGAGAUGCCAAUAAGAGAUCUGUCUUUUCAGGCUUAUAGUGACGACGACCAGAGACAUUGAUCCAAUCAAACUAUUAUGCAAACCACUGGACAUUUUGAAUAUGUGUACAGAGACAAUUAUUUUUAUAAUUCAUAUGAAUGAAAGGAAAAAAAAGGAUUGUAUACUUUUUUCACAGAUAUUUCAUAGACAUUGUACUGUAACUAUGAUAAAAUGUGAAAAUAUUACUUCAGAGUCUGAAAUAUAACAUUUAUUUUUGUUUGCUCUAUCGCAUGCUAUUGAACUUCCAUGUGGAGGUCAGAAACAGAUGCAUUUUGUUGUUGAUGGACUCUUUUUCUAGGCCUAGUACAUAUUCACAUUGUGAGGGCAGCACACCCAUGUUAAAGCAUUUCACUGUUAAGAUAUAGUGGAUUUCAAAUAGCAAGUUGUGGAGGGAAUACAAGGAAUGCUGUUAAUUAAAAUGAUUUGGUGCACAUGCCCCCAUUACGUUUUUGACCCUAAUGUAUCUCACCUUAUGUGUUUCCUUUUGUAUUUAGAUCCUUAUGAAUUUUGACACGCAAACACUAAAAGAGGAGUUAAAAUUCAAAUUUUCAUAACUGUGUGCAAUCCAGUCUUUCCGAGAUACAUGAGCCAUCUAACUUUGUCUCACACAUACUGUGGUGCUGUUCUGACCAUGACUACAUUGCUCCUGUGUGUUUGCCUGGGCACAUGUUGGUUAAACUGUGGUUGUCUGGAGUGUUACACAGGCGACAUCAGCUCUAGAGACACACACACCAAGGCCACACCCUCCAGCCUAACACAGUCUGAUCUCUCCAUUUGAACCCUACUGAGUUUUCUGGUAUGGUACACCCCUCAAUGCCUGAGUCUAGUCUCAUUUCACUGAGGGGGAUUCCUGUGAAAGGAUGUGUGAGAAGAAUAAUCACUUAAAACCCCAUCCUGUAAAACAUGGCACGUGAAUUAAUGUCCCAUGUAUUUCAAAAGGGAUGUGGUUUUGAAAGGUGGAACAAUUUGAAGACCUGGCAUAAUCGAGUCACAGUGGGUCCUUGAUAUAAUCGUUACAUCAUUAUAAACAAUAUUUUCCUGUCAGAAAAGGGAAAUUACAAUUUUCACAUUUCAUAUUCCAUUUUCACUUUGUUGGAGAGGAGUCGGGAGUGUUAUUGCCAUGUGUUCUUUUUCCACAGAUCACCAGCCUGCUAACUCUGUUUACACUAUCAAUAUUUUCAUAGUUCAUAUGUGUCCUCCAGUCUUUCAUUUGUUAUGUCAGCAAAAUAUCAAGGCACGAGGAGUUCUGGAAUAAGGCAAGACAGUUUGGGAGAUGAAGACUUCAAUUACUGCCACAGAUGUCACACAAAGACAUCCCCGCCCCCCGUGUAUCUGUGAAUCUCUCAGUAUGUCACAACUUAUAAAGAUGAAAUGCUGGGACCAUUACUGAUGCCUCAUCUCACUUGUAUAGUAUCAUAUUUCAGAUUAUAGCCAUAUGACUCAUUAAUUAUUAUUCCAAAGAUGAUUGUUAAUUUUUUGCUGCUCAUAUAUAAUCAUUUAGCUCAAACUACGUAUAUCUCUGUCAGUCACAUAUGUCAUGUUAAUGAGAAUCAGAGAGAUCAAGUUUCAUAACAUUAAUACCAUCUCUCUGGAGUAUGAAACCUCCAAUAUCUUCUUAAUGUAUGUUUACUGUGCAGGCUUUAUACACCAGGCCCAUUCAAACUGCAAGGGCCACCCAGGAAUAGCAGCAGACAUCACUGUACUUACUGGGAGAUCUGGACCACCAUCAAUGGUCAGCAGACUGACCCAGGUCUUAAUUUACAACUGAGCAGACUGGGAUUUAUCCUGACGUACAGCACAAAUAAAUCUAUGGUGGAAGAGUAUGCUUUGAAGGCAUGUAAUGUCAGUAUCAGUUGCUGCUUGAAAUAAAAAAGCCAACUUGUCCAGACAA
Siniperca chuatsi (mandarin fish) is the source of this 4131-nucleotide messenger RNA. RefSeq names its product linkage group 19 C8orf34 homolog (gene lg19h8orf34). NCBI's taxonomy places the organism in Eukaryota, Metazoa, Chordata, Actinopteri, Centrarchiformes, Sinipercidae. The record is from RefSeq and is a predicted model, not a curated record. The coding region runs from base 356 to 2239 and encodes 627 amino acids. The transcript is spliced from 15 exons.